Mycena citricolor is the source of this 3907-nucleotide messenger RNA. Lineage: Eukaryota; Fungi; Basidiomycota; Agaricomycetes; Agaricales; Mycenaceae. The record is from the annotation of a GenBank genome assembly.
CAGGCCGUCGGCAGCACCCGUUGCUGUAAGGGCGCGCCCGCAACAUGAAGUACACGCACGACACAGCGGCAGAUGGUGUAACAGGACGGACUGUGCAACAGCUCAGGAUCAGACCACGCAUCCCUCGGCCCACGUCCAGCCCCCCGCCUCGCAUGAGAUCGCGCUAAUGUGUUUCUCGUCCGCCCGCCUGCGUCCAAUUACCCUGGACGCAUUGUGUCCCCUCACGCUUGCAUCAAUGACUUUAUCCCCCUCAUCUCCCAUCGACAGGCCAACCGCCACUGCAUAGCCCGACCCUCAAUAGGCGCCCGUCCGAUGGCCCCCACUUCCAAUUGUCCCAGGGAGGGGCGUGAUAUCCCUUACGCUUGCUCCAAUGCCUUUCUUCCCCUCAUCCCUCACCUCCCAUCGAUAGGUCAACAGCCCUCGCACAGCCCGACCUUGCACAGACGCCCGUCCGACGACACUAUCAAGCGAUCGCACGAGCUGUGGGACAGCUGUAUCGAUUCCUUCUGUGCUCUUGCAGAUCCAACGAUCGUGCCGUUUGUUCUGGCUGGUAUACUGCAUGUGCAACACAAGUCAUUGCGGGAGCUGUGCGAGCGGGAUUUCUAUCGGUGCGGCGAACAGAUGGCAGUUGCUCGAUGGGGUAGAAAAAGAAGACGUUUCGAGUGACUCGUUCACCAGCCAUGCGACGGAAAUGAAUGUGUGCAGCACUUGUCAGAGUAGCAUAUUUUUAAGAAAUUUGAAACCAGCCGUCCGAAGGCUCAGAUCCGGCCCACGACAGGACCAGAGAACCGCUGCCUCAGUUAUGUAUCGGGUGAAAUCGAUCAUUUGAGAGAGUAGGUGCUUUCGGCAAGUUCGAACUCGAUACACGACUGCCUUUGAGAUGAACUUUCGCGUGAGCACCAGGUCAAGCUCAGCUCCACGGCCGUGCCAGGUGCCACGACUUGACAAGCCGCGCCCGCCGGCCACUUUCCUGGCGAUGGUCAUCAUGGAACGCACUCCAGACCAUGAUCAUCCUCCAUCGAUAGCCAAAGAUAGCGAGCGCCUGGCGGGCCCAAAUCCGGAACGUUUCGACAACACGUGUAGUGAGCGUUCCUAGACAUUCGCAACGAAGACAUGGCCCCACCUGCCUCCCCGAGUACUCCGAGUCAUCCCGAAACUCCUGAUGACUCGGGUGGUCUUUGCGAAAGGCCUGCUAUGUCUACGGUCGGAACCCUGUUCGCCUAUACGUCCGACGGUGGUUAUGAACUGUCGCCAUACUCCAUCGCGUCAUCAAGCUAUCUUUCUCUAGACUUAUCAGAGGAUACUUCGGGUGUCGAAUACUCUCCUUUUGAAUACGGGCUCCUCGAUCCCGCUCGGGAAUCGCCCAGAUCGAUUUGGCUUCAAACCCACUAUGCUUUCCUUCCUGAAGACGAACCGCCCUACGACGCUCAAAGUCCCCCGCCUGCGACUGAACUGUCUCCGAUCAUGCAGGGGCUCUGUCUCAAGGACACGCCAAUCGAGUCAGAUUGUCAAAAUGAUGGUGCUGUAUGCGCGACCUUCGGCAUGUUUGACUCCUUCGGCGUGGCGGAACAUAGUCUGCUGUUCGAAACCCCUCCACCGCUGUCUGGCACCCAGAAGCUGUGUCUUCGCGCGGGAAGCCAACCAGAUCUGUUGCACCCCAACACAGCUUUGGGUACGGAUCGUUCUGGAGACCAUCGUCGCUGGUCGGAUGUAGGCCGGAGGCCCACAUAUGACUAUCGCUUCCUGCAACCUCAAGCAAGUCCUUCCGGCUCUUUCUCCGACUACGCGCUCUCCUCUGGCCUCCCGAGCCCGAGUGCCAGUCCCGUCUUUGGAGCCUCCACCUCGAGCAUUCCGUUGCCGGCUCCUGUGUCCCGAGCAAACACGCUCGCCUCGGAAAAACGUCGCAAGCACGAGCGCAGGUUCCAAUGCUCCAUGUGUACGCUGAGAUUUACCACAAAGAGCGGUGUCCGCAUGGCCGGUCGCCGUGUGAAGGAUGCGGCCACCUCACCGUGACUGAACAUCUGUCUAUGUAAUAACAUUUAUUGCUCACUUGCUACGUCCGAUUCCAGUUGCACAUACGUUAUCUUUCUGUUAUGUUCUCGACCGUCUCUUUUUCUCGCUAUAUUACUGUCCUAGUAGUGUUAUCGAAUAAUUCUCAUGUCGUUGUAUUAGUUAGUCAGCUAGGAUGAGUUCUACCAUCACGUUGGGACUACUUUCGCCAAGUCGACAUUGCUCAUUCUAAAUAUAUUCCACCUUGCUGUUGUACAGGGUUCUCAUGAGCGCUUAUAUUUGAUAGAUCAUCAGCAAAACCGGGACAACCAUGUGUGGGCCGGCGGUACCCACAAGGCGGUGCCUGUAAUAUACAGGCUGACAAAUCCUGACGUGGGUGACGUGGCAUCUGCCUGCCCGUCAUCUGGCAUAUUCGUGCUCUGCAACUCCUCGACGGCCAUGCCCGCGCUCGACUGGGCCUUUCACGUUCGGCAGCAUCAACAACUACCUGGCUUCUUCUCCGUCGACUGCGCACCGGGCUGCUGUUCUCUCUGUCGAAAUGUCACCAAGGCGGCUGUUUUUCGUUGCAUGCUUUCUGUUGCGGCCACCUUUGGAAUGGUAUCACUCAAGACUGUAGUAUCACCAGCGGGUAGGCGUGUACUUUGCGGCGAUCGGCCUCACAUAACCAUACAACUCGGCGUCUUCACCCUCACUUUCCACAUCGCUCUUGUCGCCUGGAGGGUCCUCCUCGCUGUCUGAGUCACGGUCAGGGCUGACAUCAUCCUCUGAGUCGUGGUCUUGCUGAGCUAAGUCUGUCACGGUGCGGCUGGUAUCUGCAGCAUCGCCUCGGCGUCUGGGACUGCCACAUGGUAAUGACCGACACCUCCACCAAGGUAGCGCAUCAUCAUGUCGCGAUCACAGAAGCUGUCUCAGCGGCAGGAUGUGAUAUCGCCAGUCAUUGAACUCGUCAGGUCGGCGUGCCAGGGUUGUAUAUGGUACUCUAUCUGUUGGCCCAUGUGCAAACGCCGGGAUGAGAUGGGAUGCCCGGAUGAUCUCAUCAGGAUCUACAAACCCCCGUUUCCGCUUGAAUCCCCCACGGAAGGCACCGCAGGAGCAAGAUAGCCAUCAAGUCGCCGACGAACUUCGCAGUGGAAGAUCCCAAUGAUACGUGCAUAUUCGAAGGGCAUUCCCUCGUGGAUUCAUCGAAUCUUGACCUCGUCGGACAUCGCUAGUGGUGUAGUUGACUCGCAGUACUUUGUGAAUGUAGAGUCGCUCAUCAGCAAUUAUGAUGUUGUUCCGUUGUUCUGUCGUGAACUCAUCACCGUUGCCAGAGUACAUGGGAUGCUCCAGCCGAGCAAGCAGAUGUUCAUGAAGCUUGGGUCUGAAAUCCUGUCACCGUAACGGUAACAUCUUCAAGGUCGGCACUGUGUUGAUAUAACCACGAGCCAAGAUUAAGAUGGUAGUCCCGCCGAAGAGAGAUAUGAUGGUGAGCUUCUGGAGCGGUGUACGGAAGUGAUUCAGACUCGGCAAAGGCUAGUGUGGGGAGCCGUUGUGGUGGACUAGGUGUUUUGAAAGCUGUUCCAGUGGCUGCUUUCCGUUUCUUUGAGGACACUACUGGCUGCUGCAUUGUCUCUGAGUCCUGGUGUGGCCCUGCUGUCACAGGAGGUAUGACUGGGAGAAGUGAAGCUUGUUGAUGUUGCAUUAUCUUGUCCAGCUCUGUCUCCCGCCUUUCCAGCUGGGUGAUCUGCUUCUCAGCUUCAUUCUUAUUAGUCCGAGCAUAGUAGCUCUUCACACGCUUGUGCUCAAGCUCGCCCUUGCCCACAAUUCAGUCAAAGAGUGGUUCUAGCUGAAUAGAUUGACAUACCGUCUGAGUAGAAUAGGAAUCAACUGUGCCAAAAAAUGAGAUUGUGCGAACAUA